GUGACGUCUGGGAGGGUCGGUCGGGGCGGCGAGGUAGGUGAGCGGCUGAGCCAGAGAGGUUAUCCGGACUCGCCUGCUACCGUGUCAGGAGAGCGCGGCUCGGAGGUGCCACUCGUCGCGUCGCGUCGGAAGAGAGCAACAGCGCCCAUAAACUUCGGCGGACCCCCCCAGCCGUGCGGCAUCACCAUCACCAUGUUCAGCUGGGUAAACAAGGAGCAAGGCGGCAGGAAUAAAGACGGGGAGAUGUUCCAGACUGUCACCGAGGGGCUGCAGGCUCUCUACACCAAGAAGCUGCUGCCCCUGGAAGAGGCGUAUCUCUUCCACGAUUUCCACUCCCCGGCCCUGGAGCCGGCGGAUUUCCAGAGCAAACCUAUGGUGCUCCUCGUGGGCCAGUACUCCACGGGCAAAACCACCUUCAUCAGAUACCUCCUGGAAGAGGAUUUCCCGGGCAUGCGUAUCGGACCUGAGCCCACAACGGACUGUUUCAUCGCGGUGAUGCAUGGGGAGAACGAGGGAAUCAUCCCAGGGAACGCUCUCGUCGUCGACCCCAAGAAACCCUUUCGGAAGCUCAACGCCUUCGGCAACGCCUUCCUCAACAGGUUCAUUUGCUCCCAGAUGCCAAACCAAGUCCUGCAGAGCAUCAGCAUCAUCGACAGCCCCGGGAUCCUCUCUGGAGAGAAGCAGCGCAUCAGUCGAGGGUAUAAUUUCUCGGAGGUCCUGCGGUGGUUCGGCGAGAGGGUGGACCGCAUCAUCCUGCUCUUCGACGCCCACAAGCUGGACAUCUCGGACGAGUUCUCGGAGGCCAUCAAAGCCUUCCGCGGGCAGGACGACAAGAUCCGCGUGGUGCUGAACAAGGCCGACCAGGUGGACACGCAGCAGCUGAUGCGCGUCUACGGCGCCCUCAUGUGGUCCCUGGGGAAGGUGAUCAACACGCCCGAGGUGGUGCGGGUCUACCUGGGCUCCUACUGGGCCAAGCCCCUGCAGAACACCGAGAACCGCCGCCUGUUCGAGGCCGAGACGCAGGACCUCUUCCGCGACAUCCAGAGCCUGCCGCGCAACGCUGCCCUGCGCAAGCUCAACGACCUCAUCAAGCGGGCGAGGCUCGCCAAGGUGCACGCUUACAUCAUCAGCCACCUGAAGAAGGAGAUGCCGUCCCUCUUCGGCAAGGAGAAUAAGAAAAAGGAGCUGAUUAGCAAACUGCCAGAGAUCUAUGUCCAGCUGCAAAGGGAGUACCAUAUUUCUCCAGGGGACUUCCCCAAUGUCAUCAAAAUGCAGGAGCAGUUAGAGCACUACGACUUCAGCAAGUUUCCUUCUCUGAAGACCAAGCUGGUGGAGUCCGUCGACAAAAUGCUGGCCAGUAAAAUCUCGGGGCUGAUGAUGAUGAUCCGCGAGGAGGAGAGAAAGCAGCCCACGCAGGUCGUUAGCGGGGGGGCGUUCGAAGGCUCUCAGGACGGGCCGUUUGGACAGGGCUACGGGGAGGGGAUAGGGGCGGGCGCCGACGCCGAGGACUGGAUCGUCAGCCGUGACAAGCCCAAGUACGACGAGAUCUUCUACACCCUCAUGCCCAUCAACGGCCGCAUCUCUGGCAUGAACGCCAAGAAGGAGAUGAUGAGCUCCAGGCUGCCCAACUCCGUCCUGGGCAAGAUCUGGAAGCUGGCGGACUGCGACAAGGACGGCAUGCUGGACGACGAGGAGUUUGCCCUGGCGCAGCACCUCAUCAAGGUCAAACUGGAGGGCUAUGAGCUGCCCAGCGAGCUGCCCAGCCACCUCGUGCCACCAGCUCACAGGAAGAGCUUGAUGGUCGGCUCUCCCUUCAACCACGAGGAAGAAUAAACAGGGCGUACCGAGAAGAGCCGGGGCUGACGUGCCACACAGCCCCCGAGCUCCCUGGGUCAUUGGCGACCUGUGUAGGCGCUGAACUGUGAGUGCAAAACCGGAGUUCAGCUGCUAGGGGAAAAAACGAGAAUAAAAUUUAAAUGGACAAUGCUUCCAGGAUUAUCAAGAGUGCCGGCUCUAUGGCUAGUGUAUCAUAGUAUCAUGCUUCCCGCUGGAUUGCUGAUACUAGGUGAAGCCUAGUGAGGCAUUGAUCUUCAAGCAACAUCUGUGCUCUGGCUGUUGUCUGUAAAAGUCGUGUAUAGUACCUCAUUGUUAAUAUCCAGAGGUGGCGGUCAGGAGAUAAAGAGAGAGAUCGGCACAGAGUUCUACACGAACAUUCCCAGAGAGCAAAGAAAUACGUUUUUUAAUUUACGUCAUCUAAAUGGGGUUUACGUUUAGUGAAAUAGUGAAAGGAUAACCUUGUCUAUGGACAACCCCGGUCCUGGAGGGCUGGUGUGUUUGUGGGUUUUCUAGGUCUCUUUAAAGGAGCAACACCUGAAGAGUGCAGCCUCCAGGACCAGGACUGGACAUCUCUGAUCUAAGAAGAUUUCUUUUUCACUUCAGUUUAUUAGGUUGAACGUUUAGAGAAUCAUAAGCGUUGAGGCAUUUGGAUCACAGAUUUUCUACAGCAAAAAAACACAUUUUUUGUUCUGCUAAAUAUAAAUCUUUUUUCAUAUUGUGGUUUGAGAAUGUUUAAGGUCAUGCAAAAUGGCAGGUUUAUGCUUCACAUCUGGAAAAAUGGAAAAACAAGUUAAUUUAAUUUUAUUCUAAUUAUUCUACAAAUUCCUGAAAACUGAUGAAAACCUUUAUGUUAUUGCUAACGUUACCCUUAUUUACCUGGAGGAAUUUAAACACAGCAGCCAUGGAUUAUUCAAAAUAUCCAUGGAUAUCCACAGAUAUUCUACUAAUCCGCAGUAUUGUAUUAAUCAUUGUUUCGUUGUCUAUUAAACCUACAGUAAGAUAGGGAAGCACAUUUUGGAAAAUUGUUUUUGUGAUGGGCCGAUGUUGAAAUAUGUUUCAGAAAGUGUCUACUGUCACAUUUUACAUCAAAGUAUGGCAGUAGCUUUAUUUUCACAAUCUGGUAUCCUGUUACCAUUAACCCUGAGGAAAAAAACUUAAAUGUUCAUAUAGAACUUCACAAUUCUGGGAAUUAGCAAAAUUCUGCAGAAACCUUUAGGUCAUCUUUAGGAUGUUUUUGUAAAGUGAAGUUUGUCUAUGGGAUUUUGGGAUGAACCACCCACCUGCCACUCAGCAGACAGGUUUGAAAAUGGAAAGGAAGAUCAGGACUGUAGACACACAGUGUGUAGAGCUUGUCUUCUCAGUUGAAGGGGGGCUGUGUUUUUUGUAUCAGGAAAGAGGCCACACAGAUACAUAAAACUGACAUAGCACUGUUCUUUCUGUCUUAUUAUGUGCAAUAAUAGUAUAAUUCUGAAUAUAUCGAAAGGUGAAAAUAUACUCAAUCUCACUGAAGAGAGAAAGGCAAAGGUGUCGUAUCUUUCAUAGCUAACCUGGUGUUCUUCAGGCUGUUUUUGUGUCAGUGUGUGUGAGCAUACAAUACUUAUAAAGUUACUGUACAUAUGUACCAGAACACAGAUAAAAACAAGCAAUUCAAAUGUAUUUUUCGCUUUUUGUUUUUUAAUUUAUAGAAUGUUUUAUUAUAAAAACAAGAUCUAGACACCUGAGAUUUUUGGGUAUGUAAUUGAGAACACCCAUUUUAAGGGAGAAAAUGUGAUAUACCUUAUGUAUUUUAAAAAAAAAGAUUGUGCCUCAGAGGGUCCCAUGAUGCCUUGAAUUGCAAUCAACAACCCCAGGUCCUUGAAUCAUGAUCUUGUAAAACCAUCGUGUCCAUUAAGUGACUUUUGGGACAAUUCAAAUCAGUGUGUCACUGCUUUAUGAAGAAGGUAGACAUUUUCAUCCAAAAAGCACCCACUUCUUUUCUAGUUUGACCUUCAGCACAGUUAUUGCAUUAGGUUCAGUGGAUGUAAUCAAUCUUGUGCCUUGUUUUUUUAAUACCUUUUCUUUUCAUAAUUUAAACCAGGUCAAAGUAGUAUGCACAGGAAUUCUAGGUCUGUGGCAAUCACCUUCAGUUAGUUAGUUAUCACACGUACAGUAUACUUUGUCUUCCCUGGGUGUCACUUUGGUCUUGCAUUAUUUACAAAAGUGGUCUGUAAAACCAUUUUAGUCUGGACAUUAUUGUACAUUGUUCCAGAAUCUCUGGGGUGUGGAUUUGUACAGCUCCUUCAGCUGUGAGUCUUGACAUGUGGAUUCUGUAACUGAGCACUGGUCAGAGUAUAGGAAAAUGCAGUCAAGACAACAGAUCAGCAGACUUCCCACACCCCACUUCAGCGUCUUGUUACACACCCUAUUCCUUGUUCCUUGGAAUUCCUCACUGUGUUCAAAUCAUUUUCCUAGCUUCUAGUUGUUAAGAAAGGGGCCAGAUGAAUGUGAUGUUACUGUUACAAAGUCUUGUUAAUGCUCAUUUGAAACUUAGAGAAAUAUUGUAUAAAGUGUAUAUUUUUAGGAGAACAAAAAGGUGUGAUAUUUUAAGUUUAUAAUAAUAAAGAGGUUCAAGACA
Molecule: messenger RNA, 4450 nt
Organism: Lepisosteus oculatus (spotted gar)
Lineage: Eukaryota; Metazoa; Chordata; Actinopteri; Semionotiformes; Lepisosteidae
Gene: ehd4
Product: EH-domain containing 4
Biological process (GO): endocytosis; endosomal transport
Cellular component (GO): plasma membrane; cytoplasm
Molecular function (GO): protein binding; GTP binding; calcium ion binding
Source: RefSeq, a predicted model, not a curated record